CCCUUGGAUUUGGUCUCGCCCACCGUUUCUGUCGUUUUUUCCAAAUAAAAACCACAAAACUCUAAGGAAAGCAGUGGUAUUUUGCGUGGAAAGAAAAUAUGGCCGACAUUCAAACCAAGUAUCAAAAAUUGGCUCAAGAAUUUGCCAAGCUUCGAGCCCAGAACCAAGUAUUGAAGAAGGCAGUUGUAGACGAACAAGGCAAACAGAAUGUCUUAAAGGAUGGUGUGAAAGAAAAAGAUCAGAAAAUCCGCAAGUCUGAACAGGAGAUUGACAGUCUAUCAUUCCGCAAUCAACAACUGACCAAGAGGGUGAAUGUUCUCCAAGAUGAGCUUGAGGCGGCCGAAGGAAAAGGCAAAAAGAACAAGGCUGAUCAUGGUGUAUUAAAUAGAUCUGCAGCACCAGGUGGUGUUAUGAAUGAAGAACUCCGCAGUAAAAUUGAAGAAAAUGAGAGGCUACAUAAAGAGGUUUACGAGUCCACCCAUACGCACCAGCAGGCCGUGAUGCAGCUCCAAGACAAACUAAUGAAUCUAGAGGGCAGGGCCAGCCAACAUCAGAACGUCUUGGAGACUGCUACCAAGAAACAUCUAGAGACAGUAGAGAGGCUACAACAAGAGAAGGCCAUGCUGGAGGUUAAACUACAGGCACAAGAAAAAGAGGCACGAGAAGCAACAAUGAAGGCUGAACAGAGUUCUCAAAAACUGGAGUCACUACAGGAAGAGCUAGGGGGCAAAGUAGCCUGGAUGACACACAUUAUACAGACCAAGUUACCCUUCAAUGAUACAGAAAAGCGUGAGCUGAAUGCCUUGAAUGUUCCAACACAUGACAGGAAACACCAGAUGAAAACCAAGGAGAUUAUUGGUCAGGCUCACACCUUAGUGAAGGAGCUAUGCUCUGGUUUGUCUAAUCUACACACUUACACGGAGCAGAGAUCCAAAAUCUUCCCCAUUGAUUCCGCUACAGGUCCCGUCAGCAUGGUCAAUCAGAAGUUUUGUAGCUAUCUCCAUGAGAAUGCAUCCUACCUUCGUCCUCUUGAGCAGGCCUUUAAGAACUUCCAAGACAGCAUCAAAGAGGAAUCUCUCACAACUCUAGAAACAGCAACAGAACUUCAAGAUUUUUCAGCUAAAUUCAGCCUGUAUGUUGCCUACCUUCAAAAACUCCUGCCAUACCAACUUCUAAGCCUUGAAGAAGAGUGCGCCAUGUCCACUUGCCCCCAGACUCUCGAGUCGCGCAACAUGGAACUCCACGAGUCAUUCAGGAAAUUCACAGCUGCCUUCGUCAAGCUUGAAACCUACCUCACCGCGCUGGCCGCCGUCAGUACCCAGUCAUGUGAUCACCCACAGGCCAAUCACAGGACUUUCUUUGAGAAGUUGUGCGAGUGCUGUCAGAGUAUAUCUGACGUGAUAAAAGAUGUUUCUAAGAAUUACAACUUCAAAGUGUCACUUGAACACCAACUGCCGACUGCUUCCCAGAAGUUGCGAACAACAGAUGAGUGUGUGGUGUCAUCUCUUAUAUCUCUAGUUACAUGUACAGGCAAAAUUGCCAAUUUCACCAAGAGCAACCUGGAGUUUCUUUCUGCACCAGCAGGCUUUCGGACCAGAGGUCAUACUCUCAUCGGGACCAGUCAGUUUGAGGGCGCUGUCACAUCGCCAGCAGUGUCCGUCUUCAGACUGAAGGCUGUUAAGUACAUUGCUUCCCUGUCAAAGUCUUGCCCUGACUCUGUGCCUUACGAGCGAGCGGUCCGUAACCAGCGCAUCCUUCUGAGUUCUACGGAGAGCCAAGAGGGGUUAGCCCAGCAGCUUGCAUCGACCAGCGAGAAGAUCAGUCAACUAGAGCAGGAUAGAGAACAUUGGAAGCUGGAGUCCCAACUGGUACAGAUCAAACUCGCUAAGGAGGUUCAGAAAUGUGUGGUAAUUGAAGAGGAGCUAAGGAGGCUACACUCUGGAGGUAAAGGAGUAAGCCCUGUUGACCAGGGCUCCAUGGUGGCCCAAGCCAUGGCUAAAGCCAGUGAAGUGGACACUAUACCUGGACAUGGAGGAGGGACAAGGAAAUCACAGCCCCAGAUUGACACUUCUAUGCUCGGCCAGCUGGAGGGAAUUACAAUGGAUUUUGGCGAAAGCGAUGAGAAAUCUCGGGAGAACUUGAUCAAAUCUCACUACACCACGCGUUUGGCCCAGCUGACUGCACAGCGACAGGUCGUGGACGGCAAGGUCGUCAACUUCAGCUCGGAGCCUGGAGAUAGUAGUGGGAAAAGCGAUUUUGUCGGUGGGGUGGAGCGAGGGGAUUGGUUGGAUAUGGGUGAGGCAGACUAG
Messenger RNA from Asterias rubens (European starfish), 2309 nucleotides. RefSeq names its product protein phosphatase 1 regulatory subunit 21-like. Bases 99 to 2309 code for a protein of 736 amino acids. NCBI's taxonomy places the organism in Eukaryota, Metazoa, Echinodermata, Asteroidea, Forcipulatida, Asteriidae. The transcript has 17 exons. The record is from RefSeq and is a predicted model, not a curated record. Gene Ontology annotation, cellular component: early endosome; membrane.